This is a messenger RNA of Geodia barretti, 698 nucleotides long. NCBI's taxonomy places the organism in Eukaryota, Metazoa, Porifera, Demospongiae, Tetractinellida, Geodiidae. The record is from the annotation of a GenBank genome assembly.
GCUUACAGAGUCUUGGGCCGAGACUCCACGUCAUGACGGGCGUUUUUGACUGGCCGGUCAUCCCUGCUGAUCCUGGGGAUGAUGUGAACAACACCAUCGCCCCCCGCCGUCAUUCCGGCCAUUUAUGCGUUGGCAUUGACUGCAAUUGGGUGUUCGACCUUCUUGAGGUGGGCCAGCUGAGGAUGGACAUCCUCUGCGUCCAUCGAGUGCAUCGCCAUGUGCUCGUAAUCGGGCGUCAUGAGGUUGAGGUCUGUCCUUACAUUGGGCAGCAGGAGUUCAACCUUGCCAUACCUCUCGGUGCUGGAGAACCAGUACUCCCACUCCAUGAUGGCAGCUCUCCAAGGAGGGGGAUGGACGUAACGGCAAUCAUCCUGCCACUGCAUCGGUGCUUACAGAGUCUUGGGCCGAGACUCCACGUCAUGACGGGCGUUUUUGACUGGCCGGUCAUCCCUGCUGAUCCUGGUGAUGAUGUGAACAACACCAUCGCCCCUCGCUGUCAUUCCGGCCAUUUCUGCGUUGGCAUUGACUGCAAUUGGGUGUUCGACCUUCUUGAGGUAGGCCAGCUGAGGAUGGACAUCCUCUGCGUCCAUCAAGUGGGCAGCAGACCCUGCCGUAGCUGAUGAUCAGUAAUAGCCUCGUACCUUGUUAUUGAGGUGUAUACCAUCAGGACAGAUUAAAACUAGUGUUUACACAAAGUG